ACUCUUUGAUUGGCACAACAUAUUUGGCUCAUCCAGAAUUUGUUAAUCUAUGGAGCAUAAUUCAACACGUGGGAUUGUGAUUCGCUUGAUUGAACGAAAGAGGAUUGGAUACAUAAAACAAGAGGAAGCGGGAAAUGACCGCGGAAUUAUAUUCUUUUGGAGAGAAAAUGGAGAGUAAAAGUGGGUUAAUGAGAUUCUAGAGAAUGAGAAUAUGAGAAUCCAAAACUAAAGAAAGCUUGAGGAAGAAGGAAACAGUAACAGAGUAUAAACCCUACGACCCAAAAACAAAUCUGUUCUGGGUUUCUCGAGCUUUCUUCGUCUAAGUAAAUGACGGAUUCUGAGCAUGAUAUCGAAAUCAGAUGCCAUCACUGCGCAGGCCCUCUUACGAAAAAUUUGGAAACCAGUAAAUGGACUGUGGCUCCGUUCAUCAGGGAUAGCUUUUCAAUGAUUGGAUCAGCUGUUGGUGGUACGGCAAGUGCAUUCAUUGGAUUUAACCAUGCAAUGCCAAUUGUACGCAAGUGGAUCAAAGGACCCAUGUGGUUACAUUUUCUUGUUGGGGCACCUCCUGUUAUAGUUCUUUCAUCAGCCUGUGCUGGACUAGCAGGUGGCACUGUACCAGCACUGGCACAGCUCGCUUCAUCUUCAUACCGAGCUGCAGUCCAUUCGUCUCAGCCACCACAAGCACAAAAGGAUAGCAAAAUGCAAAAGUCUACAACUUCUCCUCUGUAAAUCACACAGCACAGCUCUCUCUCUUUUGUUCUUAUUUUCUUUCUCUCCAUUUUGUAUGUCAAACCUUUUCAUUGAGAGAGAGCUUCUUGGUGUAAAUACAACUCUCUGGUAUUAAAUAAAAGCGGAUUAAUUUG
This is a messenger RNA of Arabidopsis arenosa, 863 nucleotides long. The record is from the annotation of a GenBank genome assembly. NCBI's taxonomy places the organism in Eukaryota, Viridiplantae, Streptophyta, Magnoliopsida, Brassicales, Brassicaceae.